Molecule: messenger RNA, 233 nt
Organism: Cylicostephanus goldi
Lineage: Eukaryota; Metazoa; Nematoda; Chromadorea; Rhabditida; Strongylidae
Source: the annotation of a GenBank genome assembly
UUGGAUAGGAUAGCUGUAUUAAGGGUCAGUUCCGCCUGGUGUCGGAUAAGGAAAACAGCACCGAACGGCCAAGAGUUAUGGUGUGAGGACACAAUCACAGAGGCUCUAGACGGCUUCAUAAUAAUUGCCGACAGCGAUGGUACAAUUCUAUGCGUCACUGAGAGUGUGUGUCUGUACCUGGGUUUGAGUCAGUCUGGUCCAGUGCUGAAUCAGCCAGCUACUAAAAAAUGAGC